UUCGCUGCGCGCGCGGCCCACUCGCAAACAUGGUGGCCGCAGUGAGUUGUGGGUGAACGCGGUGUUGGCGUGUGUUUCGGCCCGAAAAAUUAUGCCCGAUUCGACCACUGGUUUCGGCAAUCGCGUCGCGGACCGUCGGCGGGGUUGCGUGUGAUCGGUUGCGUGUGCGUGUUCGCAGCAGCGAUGGACGGCGUGGCCGAGAUGGAGCAGCACUCGAGGGAGACGACGGUCGAUUCGUCGCCGAGUUCUACGCAUGCCGACCUGAUGUCGCCUGGCGGUAACGGCGGUGGCGGUGGCUGCGGCGGCGGCGGCGGGCUAAGCCCGUCGGUGGUGUCGUCGCGCUCACUCGCCGCCUCGUCUUCGGAAGGUGCGGGCGACUCACCUCCUAGCCCGCCGGACGUUACAAAGCAGCAACUCAUACGGCAGCUGGUGAUCCACCACCCGUCGCUGGUCGUCAAGCAGGAGGAGGUGGGCAGUAGCGCGUCGGCCGGUGCCGCCGCCGAGGACCUCUCGCCGGCCUCCGUUAAGCAGCAGCAGCAACAACAGGAGUUGUCGGUGAUCGUGCCGGCGCACGAGGACGGCUCCUCACAGCUCGACUCGCAGGAGCUGCUGAGUCCGGGCAAGUUGUCGCCCUCGUCGGGCAUCGCCGGCAUGAUCGACGCGUCCGACUUCCGGGCGCUCCAGCCCGAGCCCACGUACCAGACGCUGACCUCGGUCAACGGCAGGAUGUCGCCACCGGGCUUCAGCCCGACGUCGUCGUACGCGACGUUGACGCCGCUGCAGCCGCUGCCGCCGAUCAGCACCAUGAGCGACAAGUUCGCGUACGGCCACGCGGCGUCCAACGUGUCCGGCUCGUUCACCGUGAUGCAGAACAACGGGCUGGCCGGUCUGGGCAUGGCCUACGCGCCCUACGACAAGCUGCCCUCGAUGGGCAUGUCGCCGCCGUCGCACUACUCGUCGUCGCCCAACAACUGCCAGAUGCAGCAGCACUCGCCGUUGUCGCCGCAGAGCGCGUACGGACAGAACGGCGGCGGGCCCGGCGGCCCCGGCGCCGGCAUCCACUCGCCGCCGACGCACAAGUCGCUGUCGCCGAACGGCGGCGGCGGCCCCGGCGGAGGCUACAUGGGGGCGCCGCACUCGCCCACCCUCAGCCCGCCGUCGGCGUCGAUGCACUCGCCGACGCUGGUGGUGAGUCCCAACUUCGCGUCGUCGGCCGGCGGCGGUGUCAACGGCCUCGGCGCCGUGUCGCCGCAGGCGCCGCAGCAGCAGCACCACUCGCCGAUCCACUCGCCGUCGCCGCCCGUGGCCAACACGGUGGUGGUGUCGGCGCCGCCGUCGCUGGCCCUCAAGGUCAACAGCGGCGGCGGCAGCAAUUCAUCGUCGGCCGGCUCCUCGUCGGCGUCGACGGCCGCCGCGGCCGCCGCCGCCGAAAUCGAGGAGAUCAACACUAAGGAGCUGGCGCAGCGAAUCAGCGCCGAACUCAAAAGGUACAGCAUCCCUCAAGCCAUUUUCGCACAACGCGUUCUAUGCCGAUCGCAAGGAACUCUUUCAGAUUUAUUGCGCAACCCCAAACCGUGGUCGAAACUUAAAUCGGGCCGGGAAACUUUUAGACGUAUGUGGAAAUGGCUGCAGGAACCCGAGUUCCAACGGAUGUCGGCGCUUCGACUCGCAGGUAAGUGGCCUUGUGAGUGGGACCAUUCCGAUCUGUGUGCGCUCGGGUCUUCUUCGGUGCCAACAGUGGCUGCUCAGAUUCCACAACGAGGCAAGCCUGCUGUCAUGUCGCAAACAAUUGUUGCAGCCUGCAAGAGGAAAGAAGAACAGACUCCACAGCAAGAACAUCCACCUGCACCCAAGAAACCGCGCUUGGUUUUCACAGACCUCCAGCGGCGUACGCUACAGGCUAUUUUUAAGGAGACAAAGAGGCCGUCGAAGGAGAUGCAAGUGACGAUCGCCCGGCAGCUGGGCCUCGAGCCGACCACGGUGGGCAACUUCUUCAUGAACGCGCGCCGCCGCUCGAUGGACAAGUGGAAGGACGAGACCGUGAUGGAUGGGACGGGGUCGGUGAAAAACUCGCCCCAGCAGACGACCAGCACGACGGUGGUGCAGGUCGGCCCAAGUGCCCAGCAGAGUCUUCAGCAGCAAACGGUGACCAUUCACACGAGCGACUCUUUGUGACACAACAGCUUCGACGACGACGCUGCCGCCUCGCACCGCAGCAACGAACACUUGGUGUUUCUCUGAGGCAUUCGUGCGCGUGUCGCAAAAACACUCGUCGCCCGUCGAAAAAGGACUCUCUUCCUCUCCCCCGCCAUUUUUCGCAGCACUUUUUACAAUUUUCCUUGUCUGAUCGGGAAAUACUCAAUGCCUGCUGCAGCCUAGUCCGUUUAUUUAGUUCCAUUUUCCGCCACCCUUUUUCGCAGCCAAAAUACGCGCCAGCUAAUUUUCGCACUCAUUGCUCCCUUUUCCUUUUAUCUGACGAUGGGCGCGUCAAGUGACCAGAUGUCAUUUCUCCCAUUCAUUCGGUAGCGCACUUGAUGAUGGAAAAGUUGUGUUUUCCCCGUUUCGCCUGCUUGUUUUUAAAACAACAGGAGGAACUUUCUUUUGCUCUUUUUUAUUUCACACUCGGCUGAAAAAGCGGACUGCUGCUGCUGCAGACAAUUUUUUAAAAUAUAAAAAAGGAAAGCAAUUUUUUCACGUGCUGGAGACCGCGCGGAGAGUGGCUCGGAGGAGAAGGGUCAACUUGAGUGACUGCUGCUUAUAGAAAUUGUUUGGUUGUUGAGUUGUUUGGUUUUCCACCAGCUGAUAUUUGUUGUUUGUUGUCUUCGUCUCUAGUUAAGAAAAGACGCGAGCGCGAGAGAGAAUAAUUUUUACCUUUCCGUCAACCAGAGACAACUCUAGUCGAGUUCAGGGACCCAAAAACUAGCGUUUUAAGCGAGCGUAACUUAAGCAUUCCCCUGUUUGAUUGAUUGUGAUUUAUAUUUCGAAGCAUUUUUAUUGUGCUUUACAGUCAUAUUUUUCUUGUAACUUUUGUGAUGUGUCAUUCCGUUUUAUUGAUCCGCACUAGUCAUUUUUUAUUACCUAAUUUGUCUGUGAGUGGCUAUAAUUAUGAUCUCAAAUUUAAUUUGUAAGAUACGCGUAGUUAAAAAUUCCCCCUUUCCCCGAUUGUUUCCGUGUACAAAAAAGUAGCGCUCCUAUGGUUUUGCUGCCUGGAAAGCAAAAAAAUGAGAAAGUUCUUGCUGACGGUUCUCAAAGGAUGGGACACACAUAAAAUAUUUCUCGAGCAAUAGCCUUUUGGUGUGUGCAUUUCUUGGAUAUAAAACAGACAAAAAAGAUAUAUUGCGAUGACGGUGGAUUUUUGUAGCUCAUAGAGAUAAUAAUCGAUGGAGUACGUUAUUUCAAAUACGCAGAAUGUGGACCUUGUACAGAACCUUUUUUACACCCACCUGCGCAAAUACCAAUCAUCUCACACUCGUUCAAAUAACAUUAUCAAAAAUGUGUUUAAAUUUAAGAAAAGUGGGAAAGUAGAGUUUUUCAGUUAAAUCACGCGUAUAACACAAACAAAUGAACACAAUAAGAUUAAAUAAGUGUCGCUCAUUCUAUCUUUUCGCUCUAGAUCUCCAUUGAUUGAUUGAAACAAACGAUUUAUUUUUCUAUCGACAGAUCUUUAGGAAAACGUAUUAAAACACAAAAACACUCACCGAUGACUAAAAAAAACCAGAAACAGACGCAAUAUUCCGUAUCUUGCUGGGGCAAAAACGUUUUUGCGGAGGGCAAAAAAGCCGAAAAGACGCUGCUUUUACUGACUAUGCAAGACUUGACAGAAAUAAAAAUAAAGUAAAAAGAAGCGGCAAAGAAAGUGCGCACCGAAAACAAUUGUAGACCCUUGUGAAGGUUUGACCCUGAAACCAUUGUGCUCUGUUGUAUAAAGGAUCUUUCCUGCUAUUCAAUUGAGAUAGCAUGUAAGAAAACCAGUCAAGUCAGUGAAUGUGUUAUGUAUAAAAAUUAAACAGUGGUAUUUAAGGAACAAGUCUGUACAUAGCGCGCGUAGGCGUUCGCAAUUCCAAUCACCCGAGCAAGCUCGCUAAUCGCCGGAUCGACUGUCAAAAAAUCGUGUGCGGAAUUAGUGAGUUCGUUCUCCCCUGCCCCCAGUCACCCACCGAAUUCAUAUUCUAAAAAUCAGUUCGAGUAUUAAGCUGAGUACUUAAUUGCCAGGAAAUAAGUGUAAAAUGUACACGUAGCGAAACAGAAAAAGAAAGCAGCUCCCCGAGAAAAACUGAUCAAAAGUGUUUUUAUCCGCAAUAAAGAGAAUCAUUUUGAGAAAGUUAUAGUCACGAAAACGCACUCUAAAGUGAGCCAUUGUUUUCAAACUUUUUUCUUAAGACGGUCUGUUCGAACAGACUCAAGAGUUGAAUUGAAAUUUACAGGUAUGAAUGGAGAUAAAAAUUAUAUAGAAAACGAUUAAUAUAAUCGCUGUUUGUACAACAGUUGCAGGAUUGAAUUGUAGUGAGGAGCGUUUACCGAGAAAAAUUUAACCACCGAAAAGUAAAUGAGAUAUGUGCAAAAAUGUAAUUAAAAAGGUAUCAAAAAUCGAGUGAAUAUGUGGUGUAUGUAGUUAUGUAUUGAACUAAGUCACUGGAUGGUUUUAUAUUGAACAGAUUUGGCGAAAUUAAAAUUAUUGACACACGGAAGCUACCACUUCUCUAGAGACAAAUAACGAUUGUAAAACGCAGGACCCUUGAUUGUUCCAUUCCAUUUUAUUUGUCUUCGUAUUACGUGCAAUGAUAUUAAUUUUAAAGAGACAAAAUGUACCUUAUUUGUUAUCGCGCUCGGGCUGGAAUCUAGAUUCGCUUGGCCUGAAGCGUGAAAAUGAACAUAAUUAUCCAUUCCAAUGUGUUGAUGAUGUAAUUGUUGAUCAUUUGGAAUGCGAAAAAUUGGCCUCAAAGGUCAGAUAAACAUUCUUGAGCGUCUGUCUGCUAAGUUGAUUUCAAAAGAUAGGUAUUGGGAUAAUUGAAUUAGUCACAUAACUUAAAUCUCUAGUCUGAAAAGCCCCCCCGACUUGUAAGAAACCUCAAAUGACUGCAGAUGUAAAAAGUUGUUGGUUUGUAUUGCGUCGUGAAACAAAAAAUAAAAGAAACAUUGUUUUA
Messenger RNA from Cloeon dipterum, 5144 nucleotides. RefSeq names its product onecut (gene onecut). Gene Ontology annotation, molecular function: DNA-binding transcription factor activity, RNA polymerase II-specific; RNA polymerase II cis-regulatory region sequence-specific DNA binding. Gene Ontology annotation, cellular component: nucleus. The transcript is spliced from 5 exons. Gene Ontology annotation, biological process: regulation of transcription by RNA polymerase II. The record is from RefSeq and is a predicted model, not a curated record. Lineage: Eukaryota; Metazoa; Arthropoda; Insecta; Ephemeroptera; Baetidae. Bases 184 to 2175 code for a protein of 663 amino acids.